UGGGGCUGUACGGUGGCCGUGUGGGCUCAUAAACGCCUCCCUCAGUGUAGCAGUAAUAAUGGAGGGGGUCACAGUCGGACAGGUAUUUGAUGCAGAAUGCAUCCUCAGCAAACGGCCUAGGAAGGGGAAGUUUGAAUAUCUGGUCAAAUGGAGAGGGUGGUCGUCCAAACACAACAGCUGGGAGCCUGAAGAGAACAUUCUGGACCCUCGGUUACUGGCGGCAUUUCACAAAAGAGAACAAGAACGAGAACUGCUGUUCCAGACUAAAGGAAAACGCCCGCGAGGACGACCUCGAAAGAUCCAGCCGACACCACCCACAACCAAAGACAGCCGCUCCUCGUCCUCGUCCUCCUCCGGCCUCUCGUCGUCAGCGUCCUCUUCAGAAGAUGAAGACCCUUCCAAGAAGGCAAAGCCAACUCCCCGGGUCCACCCAGUCCCACAGAAGAGGCCACAGAUCCUGCUCGCCAAACCAGACCACAAGAAGAAGCGUGGGCGAAAGCCCCUGCACCCAGACCUGAAAGCCCUCCGACAGGCCAAGAGCAAAUUGCCUCCUCUUUCUCCUCCUCCUCCGCCUCCUUCUCCUUCUCCCUCUUCCCUUCCUCCUCCUGGACUUGCUGCACCUCAACGGCACCACCCGUCAGUCAGGCCGUCCAGGGAGGAGCUGCGGGCUGGGGUGAAGAAGCCGCUGCAGCCUGCCAGCUUCACCUACACCGGUCUGGGCAGGACGUCGAGGAACGAGGCCAGUUCUGCCUCCAACAGCGCCUUCGUCCAGUCGGUGUCGCCAAAACCCGGAGCGCUGAGCUGUGCCUGGACCAAUCGCUCUCUGUCCUCUCCCUCUCCUGGCUCCUCCCACAAAGCCACGCCUUCAGCUCAGAGUAAGCACAUGACGUCAGAGCUAAAGUCCAGCAGCAGGAGUGACGGCUUCAAGACGUCUCCACUCAAACACGGCAGCGGAACGUCGGGGUCUGGAAGUCUGCACGGAACCUUUGAUAGAGCAGCUAUUUCCCAGCGUUCCCAGUCGAACCAGCGGAGGCAGGAUGGAGUCAGCGCUCAGACUGGGUCUGGACAACACAAGCAAAUUCCACAGAUUUCUUCACCCAGAGACCGAGCCAAUCAGGCGUUGAGUCUUCGCGCCCUAAAUCUGCAAAGUGUCAGUCGGCCGACAUGUGGCGCCGUCUUUCAGGGCAACAACACAGGUGGCGCCGCAGUGUCCAGGUCCAGCUCAAGGAGCAGCGGAAUCAUGGUAAAAAGUGGAGUUAAAGACGGUCGGCCCUCGUCUUGCGGGCAGCGAUCUGGGACAAACAUGGUUGUGGGCGAGCACAUCAGAGGAAAGGAGGUGACACCAGGAGGGGGGGCCAGCCGGGGGAACGGAAGCAGCGCGAACCGCAGCCUAAACGAGCUGAGCACUGGAGACUCAGACGAGACCAGCAGCAGCGAAUCAGAGCAAGGCGUCCCUCUGUACCCAGCAGCCAACAGUCGGCCUAGCCUGGGCAGCAGCACCGCCGACUCGGACACAGAGACGGAUUGGCGGCCGGCACGCAGCCUCCUGGAGCAUGUGUUUGUCACCGACGUCACAGCCAACUUCAUCACAGUGACAGUGAAGGAGUCACCGACCAGCGUAGGCUUUUUCAAUUCACUGAACCACUAGGGGCGCUGGUGACACUAGGCUACCUCUCCACAAUCCUUCUACCACAGCUGCCAAGGUUCUGACCAGAACCCUCACUUUUCCAGAAUUCCACAGAGACUGGUGGAGUUCUGUCUCCUCCCUGUUCACAGAACAACGUCCUGUCACUUCAUGGAAUAAGACGGCAUUUAUAAUGGUGGUGUGUUUAUGGCGCCCUCUGCUGCAUCCUACUCGAUGUUAGAUGGUGUGUUGAUAUUGUAGGAUCCUUUGUUCAACUUCAAACCUUAAAAUUCCAAAUUUUAAACAUUUAAUUUUUUUUAAAGCAAACGUGUGUCUAACCUUCAGGAGUUUUUCCACGUGUUGAGGAGCAGAGCAGACGACAGGAGCCAGAGUUUGAGCCUCCACACACACCUGAUGAUAAAGGCUGUGCCUCGGAUAGUUUUGAUGUUGUGAUCUUGUUCCGCAUACAUCGCAGACGUGAAUGUACGAUGAAAAACGACAGAAAACUGAAGGUGUGGACACGACACGGUUGUUCACCGAAGUCCACAGAAAAAAUCCCUCUUUUCUGUCUGCAGGGCUGUUUCACAAACUGGCCACAGGAGGCAGCAGAGCACCAGCAGCUCCAGUGUGCCUGUGAGCUAUAGUCAGUGAUUUUCUCUCUGGACUUCUGAGCAGCGCAGUGGACAGUUCCCACAGACAGGAGAAGUCGACCAACAGUAUUAUGAUUAAACUUCUCAGUGUUAAAAAAAAUCAUUAGCUGCGCUUCACUUCUUGUUAAUGGUUGCAUUUAGGAUACAGGAAAAGUGUAGGUCGAAUGUGUCUCAGUCAACGAUGUAAACAUGCAGAUGGAUGUAUGACUCCGCCCCCUCAGUGCCUCAGGUUCUCCUCACAUCAGCGAGUCGCUCUCCAUCUGCUCGCUGUUGGUCAGAAAUGUAAAGAAAGGAGAAAAGUUUUAUUUUUUUUUUUAAAUCUGAAGAGAAAAGAGAGAGAGAGAAUUAUUUUACUUUUCUUCGUUGUCGUCGUCUCUUUGGACCAAAGGUGUUUUUUUCCUCCACCGUCUCUGUUCUUAUUAUCGAUGGUUUGCACAGAUCCAUGAAGCUGACUCUUCCUCCUCUUCAUCACUGAAAAGACAUUUCACACUUUUAUACAGUUUGAAAACCUUUGUCGACUCCUUUUCUGACACUUCAUGUUAAUUUAUAUUUUACUGUACAUAUAUGUUGAUGUUUUUCCAUGUGAUUGAUCUGGUGCUCGUCACAGACACGAUUAUUCCAAAUAAACCAUAAAUCGUUA
Molecule: messenger RNA, 2914 nt
Organism: Cynoglossus semilaevis (tongue sole)
Lineage: Eukaryota; Metazoa; Chordata; Actinopteri; Pleuronectiformes; Cynoglossidae
Product: chromobox protein homolog 2-like
Exons: 5
Coding region: 59-1648 (529 amino acids)
Biological process (GO): negative regulation of transcription by RNA polymerase II
Cellular component (GO): heterochromatin; PRC1 complex
Source: RefSeq, a predicted model, not a curated record